AGGAUGUUAGCAUGUGCACAGAAUUAUCUUAUUCUUAGUCUUAGUAAUAGUAUCUAUUUUCUGCGUAUAUAAUAGUUUUUAAGAUGACUGCUGUUUGGCAGCAAGUAUUAGCUGUUGAUGCUAGAUAUAAUGCGCACAGAGCCCCAAUGUGCCCUCAGUUUAGAACACUUUAUAUCCGCCGUAGAAGCCAGCUGCUGAGGGACAAUGCUAAGACAGAGCAUGACCCACUAUUGCGCAAGCAGUACUUGCAGAUUCGUGCGAGGCUUCUUGCUGAGAGAUACGGAGUUCUGUGCAACCCCGAUGGAAGUAGUAUCAAAAGCAGGACAGCAAGCUUGAGAGGAAGUAGAGUGAAUCUCGAGAGCGACAGUGAGGAGGCGCGUAACAGAAGGCGAUGGAGCAGCAGCCCACAGAAGCUGAUAGCAGAUACGAAGCAUGAUGAGGGUGUCACGCCUACCAGCGAGGCUGAAGCCAGCAGAGCGAUGGCAGGUGGAGGCACGAUAGAGGAGAACUACGCGUUCGCCGGAGUCUACCACAUCUUCGACCAGCACACGGACGCCGUCACGGCAGUGAGGUUUGCCAACGAUGACAAGUCGCGACUCGCUUGCUGCUCGACGGACGGUGCGCUGUCCGUGUGUCAGCUCGUGCCACCACCGUCCACGGUCAUAUGUGAGGGGAGGGGCCACCAGCAGGGAGUGACAGGAUUUCAGUGGUCUAUAUCGAAUGAUCUGAUCGUGUCCUGCUCGCUCGAUGCUACGGUGCGUCUGUGGCAUGUUGCUAGCGCCACCUGCCUCAGGAUCGUAGAAGACAGUGCAGGUGCACAGAUCCACUCAGUCACAUUCCAGCCAGUCAACAACAACAUGAUUGUCACGGGCAACAGCAGAGGGCUUGUGCAAGUUCUCAACAUUUCAACGGGAAAAUACGCUAAAGGAGGCUCUAGCAAAGCAACAGGGAAGGUCAUGGCCUUGGAAUUUGAACCAACUGGGCGGCUUCUUUGGUCAGGUGAUGACAAGGGUACCAUAUUCUCCUACAUAUUUGACAUGGCAACUGGAAAGUUGACCAAAUCAAAGCGCAUUGUCGCGUGUGAGGGCGCCACUAUCUCUUGUAUAUGCGCUCGCUCAUGGAUCAGUAGAGAGGCGCGAGACCCAUCCCUGCUAGUCAACAUCAGUGCAAACUCGCUUUGCCUCUUCAGGGUGAUGGAUAAGAGCGGUACACUGAAGCUGCGUAGGAGGAUGUCUGUGCGACACCGUUCCUACAACAUACACAGCUCAUUCUGUCCUCUAAUGUCGUUCCGGCAGGGUGCCUGCGUCGUUACGGGCAGCGAGGACAUGUGCGUAUACUUCUUCAACAUCGAGAAGGAAUCGAAGGCAUGCGUGAACAAGCUGCAGGGCCACAGUGCGCCCGUGUUGGACGUCUGCUUCAACUACGAUGAAAGCCUGCUCGCUUCCUCUGAUGCCUCCGGUCUUGUCAUCAUAUGGAGGAGGGAGGAGAAGGGUUCUGCUCUUUGAGCAUGACUUCAUAUGGAGAAAGGAGGGUGUGCGCUGUGAACAUAGUUUCUUGUGAAGGAGGGAGGGUGUGGCGCUGUAAGCAUGGUUUCUUGUGAAGGAGGGAGGAGAAGGGUUCUGCUCUUUGAGCAUCACUUAGCGAGGAGAUGGGAGGAGGGUGUGGCUCUGUGACCAUCGCUUAACGAGGAGAGGGGAGGAGGGUGUUGCUCUGUGAGCAUCACUUAACGAGGAGAGGGGAGGAGGGUGUGGUUCUAGCAUCACUUAACAAGGAGAGGGGAGGAGGGUGUGGUUCUGUGAGCAUCACUUAACAAGGAGAGGGGAGGAGGGUGUGGUUCUAGCAUCACUUAACAAGGAGAGGGGAGGAG
Molecule: messenger RNA, 1867 nt
Organism: Priapulus caudatus
Lineage: Eukaryota; Metazoa; Priapulida; Priapulimorpha; Priapulimorphida; Priapulidae
Product: WD repeat-containing protein 13-like
Exons: 11
Coding region: 84-1505 (473 amino acids)
Cellular component (GO): nucleus
Molecular function (GO): promoter-specific chromatin binding; protein binding
Source: RefSeq, a predicted model, not a curated record